Messenger RNA from Penaeus chinensis, 9510 nucleotides. RefSeq names its product ribonucleoprotein PTB-binding 1-like. Gene Ontology annotation, molecular function: RNA binding. The transcript is spliced from 11 exons. Lineage: Eukaryota; Metazoa; Arthropoda; Malacostraca; Decapoda; Penaeidae. The coding region runs from base 1 to 2703 and encodes 900 amino acids. The record is from RefSeq and is a predicted model, not a curated record.
AUGACGAACAUUGAUGUCCAAUCACAUAGAAAGCUUGGCGAGAAGGGCUUCGCAGAAAAUAGUAUCCCUAAGAAGAAUCAGCUGGACGGUGAAGGGAAGGAGCUCCUCUACAAGGCACAAAUUCGCUCUUCACUCGAGUACUCCUGCCUCGCGUGGGGGGGAGCAACCAUCACUAGCCUCAAAAUCUUGGACAGAAUACACGAAAGAGCGAAAGAGAAUCAUCGAAGACAGGACCCAACAGUAUCAUCUGAACCUCGACAGACUUCAACACAGGAGAGACGUAGCUGGCUGGAUGACGAUGUUCCUUAUCCACCGCCAACACGUCCCGCACCUGCAGCCAAUGAGACAGCCAGGAAGACGAGCUGCGCCCCACGGGAGGAACCUCGAAGUUGCACGGCGCACCACCAGCGACAGUUUCUCUCCAGAUAUUCUAAAUUAUGGAAUCUAUUCAUUUCUAUCAUCGAUGUGGAAGCUCAGUCCUUACAAUCUUUCAAAUGUAAUGCACAUGAAGUCCGCGACCUGCUGUCCGGCUACCUGGUCCACAGCGUCCAGAUCACGGCCUCCAACGGCACGGCGCGCGUUCUCCUGGCCGAGCCGGAGGUGCUGGAGACGUGGGCCAAGUCCUCGCAGCACACCUUCCGAGGGCACAAGGUCACCAUCUCGCCCUCCAACACCGAGGGCCUGCUGUGCGUGUCCCGGCUGCCCCUCGACCACACCGAGGAGGAGUUCGCCGGCCUGGUCGGGGCGCUGGGCGAGGUGUCGUACUGCUUCCUCAUGCGCUCGGAGAAGACAGGAGAGAGCAAGGGCUACGGCUUCGUGGAGUACGUGACGAAGGAGGUGGCGUUGCAGGCGAAGUCGGUGCUGGACGGACGUGAAAACAGGGACCCGGUCCCUGUGUGGCGUUUGGGGCGGGAUCCGAGUCACGUGACCUUCGCCUCGUUGCACUCCACCUGCCUCUACGUCGACCGGCUGCCCAAGGACUACCGCGACAUGGGCGAGUUCCGGAGGAUUUUCAGCAAGGUCACCAACCCGCCGUACUGCCAGAUCGCCAUGCGGAACGGCGCCCUGCAGGACUGGGGUCUGGUGGAGUUCAUAAAACCCGGGAAAGACGCCGGGGAACGCAGUGCGUCGCUCCACAACUACGUCCUUCGCGGCCAGAGGAUCCGCGUCCAGUACUGCAUCCCCGGCGUGAGGGCCAUCAACAUCUAUAUGAAGAUCCUGAGCGAUCCGGUAAGUGGGAAGGGGAAAUCGGCGCUGCUUCCCGAGCCGCCAGCCAACAAGGUCUUCUCUCAGCUGCAGAAUCUCACCAAACACAACCCUGCGUUCGCCACCAGCCUGCAGAACAUCAUCCUGACGCAGAUCCAGUCGCUGGGGGUGAACCCCGGGGAGGGCGGCCCCCCCGUGCCGCCCCCCGCCCCCGGUCCCCCCCGGGGGCCGAGGCCCCCCCCCAACACGAGUUCGGUGCGCCCGCCACCGCCGCCCCCGCGCCCGGUGUCGCCCUCCAACGCCACGGUGCUCAACACCAACGCCCAGGCCGCCCUCGUCAUCCUGCUGGCCGCCCAGAUGCAGCUCCAGCAGCAGCAGCAGCAGCAGAGCCAGCAGCAGCAGCAGUCGCAGCAGCAGGGCGCCCCCACCGGCGCUAAUCUGCUGGCCAGCCCGCACGUGCUCAACCUGUUGCAGUCGCUGGUGCAGCAGGGCGACCCGCAGGCGACGCCCCACCGCGCGCCCGCGCCCGAGCCCACCAACGGCUACUCCAAGCCGCAGGGCGCCGCCGCCAGCGCCCCCAGCAUGAAGCCCAACUACAGAAACGGGUACAGCAAGAACGGCGUCAACAAACCCGCCAAGACGCCGCUGCUGCCGACGCCGGGCUCCGGGGGCUACGGCGGCGGGGCCUGGGAGGAGGGCGGGGCGGGAGCAGGCGGGGGCGAGAGCGAGAGCGGCCUCACGCCCCUCCUGUCGGGGCUGCUGACCAGCCUGCCCGGCCUGUCCACCCCGAAGACCGCCAAGGACGACCUGCAGGGCACCAUCUCCACGCUGCUCUCCAACGCCCACAGCCUGCAGCAGCUGCUCGGCACCCUCACCGCCAACGAGCAGCAGCAGCAGGCGCAGGUGCCGCCGCCCGCGCCGCCCCUGGACGCGAGCCACGCGGCGCUGGUGUCGGCGGCGACGCUGCUGCCGCCGCCGCACAUUACCACGUCGGCCCCGCCCCCCCUGUACCCCUCCAGCCCCCUCAUGUCCAUGCUGCUGACGGCGGCGGCGCAGCCGGCCAAGCCCGCGCUGCUGGGCGACGGCCCGCUCCGCCCCGAGCACCCCGCCGCCGCCUACAUCCCCGCCCACCUGGCCCCGCCGCCCAUGGAGCAGCCGCCGCCGCCCCCCGUCUCGUCCGCCCCCGCCUUCCUGUUCGCCUCGCCCGUCACCUCCAGGCCGCCCAUCCUCCACCCCGCCGCCCUCCCCCCCCACCCGCGCCUCCUGAACCCGCUCUACCUGACGCCCACCAAGGGCAUGGCGCCGCCCACGCACUCCUUCGGGCCCGCGCCCCCUCACGGCGGCUACACCACGCCCAUCGGUCACAAGCGCAAGAGCAACCACAUCCUGCCGUCGCCCGAGCCCUCGCCCGAGAACGGCUACGUGGGCCAGCACUCGCAGGGCAUCGGCGGCCACUACCAGGACUCGUACCUCACCAAGAAACUCAAGAAACACUGAAGGGGGAGCCGCCGCACGCAGGGGCGCCGCCGCACGCAGGGGCGCCGCCGCAGGGGGCCGCCAGACGAAGGAGAGACCGCGGGACCUCCAGAGGGCGCCCCCCUCCCCCUCCCAUCUCCCCGAGAACAGAAAACACGCCCGCACGCCCACACUGACACACCACACGGACACAAGCCCAUUCACACACAGCCACACAAACAAACCUCUCCUUGAACAUAUUCAUCUCUCGUUCUUUUCCCCCAAUAUUUUGUUUUAUUAUUGUUUGUAAAUCUUAGAGUUAGGUUUCGCUUCUUCCAAGGUACAGACACAGUUUAACCACUCGUGCUUGAGAUGUAAAUAGAGUCCCGCUGAGGGGCGCGAGAGGCUUAGGGAACAGGGCUUUUUAGGAGCAUUCUUAGUCUUCGGAGAGAAUACUACUUGCAGAGUAUAUUGGUCAAGUUUUAUUUAAUUUCUAAUUAUAAUUAGAAUGGUCUAUAUUUAAAAGGGAAGUGUAUAUUAUCAUAUCAUAUGAAGGUAUAAGCAGCUGAGGAAUCUUCUACAGUAUAUAUAUAGAUAUGCGUAUAUCUACAUACUAUAUACCUACAGUAUAUCAAAAAACCAGACUUGCAAAUCUAGAACCAACGUAGAGACUACCACAUACACAAAACAAAGUGCCUUUCAGAGCAAGAGUAGUGACUAUUUUAGCUGCUUUUUAAUUUAUUCUGGAGUUUGUGAAUAUCGAGUUUCUGAUAUUGAAGAAGUUUUGUAUGAAGCAUUAUUUUCAUACUAGUUUACUGAAGCAAAGGAAUUUGGAACUUAUGUACAGUGUGUCCUCAACAUAACGCUGGGCUGGGGACUCGCUAGGGCAGGAUGUGUGUGUAUGUCAAUAAGGGUCAUUUCUUUAAGGUUUAGCAUUAAGUGGUUGGGUCUUAUGCAUAGUGGUAAUAUAGCCCUAUCUUGUCCCCUGCCCAGUUGUUUGUUCUUAAGUAUGCUGAACUUCUUAAUCAUACGAUGUGAACACCCUCCCGGUCUUUACAGUGAGCAUUGUACUGUAAUUAAGGGCAUUAGGGCAUAUUUAAGAGUCUUGUAAAAAAAAAAAAAGAUAUAUGAAUAUAUAUAGACAUACCACAGGCUUUUUGAGGCAUUACAUAAACGAAUGGCAUUGUGUAAUUGGCUUGCGUUCCCAUAUGGAUUGUAUGGGAACUGGAACAGACACACUCACACACACACACACAUGCACACACACGGAACACACACGGUACACACAUAUACACACACACACACACACGGUACACACACACAUAUACACACACACGACAGUUAUCGUUGGCUUUGCCCGCGCGACGAAGAGGUGAGAAUGAGAGUUGAGUGGUUACUCUCUCUCUCUCUUUCUCUCUCUCUCUCUUUCUCUCUCUCUCCCACUUUUCAGAGUAUAUCGCGUGAGGUAACAACCAACUAAUUAUUUACCCAAAAAAUGGUUACUAAAAAAUGAAAAAAAAAAAAAAGUUUGCCUAAGAGAGUUGGAUAGGAAUUUGGAAGUUCUGUAACGAGAAGGAGCCUUAUGGUGAGUGUACAGAAGGCUCCAUUUUGCUGAUCUCGUCCUUGUCCAAUGUUUGUUUUUAAUUGUUAGUUUUAAUUAUUGAUAUUAACAUUAUUAUUAUUUUUUUUUCUGGAAAGGGUGUUUGUGAAAAAAAGACUUUCGAGGACUUAAAUUUAUUUUUUUCUUUCUUUCUCUCUCUUUCUCGAAAGGUCACAAAUAUCCCUGAAAUAAAAGGAAAAAAAAAAAAAAAACAUGAUCUGUGACUCUGUGUUAUAAAGAGAAUGAACAUUUUUUCUUUUCAAAUGUUAUUGUUAAUGUUAAAGCAAAACAUUAUAUUAAAAAAAAAAAAAAAACAACUCUAGGAUUUGCCGUAGUGUUAGUCAUUUUGCUAAGGAUAUUGUGAAGGAAAAAAAAAAAAAGGAAAAAAAAGUCGAUUCCACGAAGACAUUUUUUUCUUUCUUUCUUAAGGCGACAAGACUCGUGUGUGGAGUGUUGGAAUUGAUGAGACUUUUUAUGUAAACACAAAUUUAGAUUUUAGAAUCGCAUCUUCUCUCUCUGUCCCUAAUGUGGAGAAAAAAAAAUCUACAUAUCCCUUUUUGGUGGAGAUUCAAGGCGUUUGUAUAUAUAUUCUCUAUGUGUGUGUGUGUGUGCGCGAAGAUAGACCAAUUGAGGAAAGUGAUCCACGGGGCCAGCGCUUUCCUCGUGUUGUUUUCAUUUUAACUUUGUGGUUUAAAGGAAGAAUUUUGAAUUAAUCUUUGUCUUUUUUUUUCUUUUUUUCUUUUUGUGGCAAGAAUUAUGUUAAAGGUAGUUUCAUUCUUACCGUUUUUUUUUUUCUUUUGGGGUCAAUAGUUGACUUUUUAAAUGUUUUUUUUUUUUUUUUUGUGUGUUUUUGUUUUGUGAAGGAAAUUGCACGAAGAGAAUGCAAGAACUAAUGGCAAGAGCGAGGUCUGGCUGGCGGGUCAAUGAAUCAGCUGGCUAUCAUAAUUGGGUUGUUUCAAAUGCGUGCCCUUCUUGCAUGGAGAUUCAGGGAAACAGUUGGUUGAGUGUUGAAGAAUGUUGCAAGGCACAGACCUUUUAUUGUAUUUUACACUCUCUUUCUCCUUUUUUUUUAAUGAAAAUAAGGAUUCAAUAAUGUUAGUUUCUAUUUUAUAUGUUUCUGUAUAUAUUACUUGUUUUCUGUCAUUGGCAGCCAUUUCUUGCGUUAUUUCUUGCAACGGGACAAUCGUUCGAAUUGUUGCAAGAUGAACACCUUUCUUUCCCCUGUGUUUUUUUUUUAUUUUAAUAUAAUUCUUAUUCUGACAUAUAGACUAUAUAUAGCUAGUGUUUAAGUUGUCUAGUUUUUUUUUUUCUUAAAGGGAUUUUUGAAAUUCCACGCAACUAAAGGGAAAAAAGUUUCCUUAAAAAGAACGGUGAGCGAAAGGCAUGGCUUUGGAGAGCGUAUCCGAACACAUUAUUCGAUUCGCUUUUGUUUUGUGUGUGUGUUUUUUUCUCUCCAUCUUGUUUGUUAGUUUUUUAUUUGUAAUUAUGUAGAGAAAAAAAGAAAUUAGCUACCCACUUUUUUUUAUUUUGUCAUUAUUUGUAAUCUAUGUGUGUUUUAUUUACAGCAUUGUGUUUAAAGUGUGGUUACGCUUUUAUAUACUUAUUUUGAGUAGUCUUUCCCAAUACUUAUUUACUUGUGUGUAUUACUUACAUACUUAUAUGUGAAGCGAGGUCUUUCACCCACCACUUAACACAGACCGUUCCUGGCGUGUACCGUUCUAGGCAAGUUGCUCCUUGGGGAUAACCUGGGCAUUAUUAGCACUAAGGUGUAAAAUUAGAUGUAUAUAUAUAUUCGUUUAGUUUAAUUUGUUUUGUGGAAGACUUGUUUUUGAAGUUUUCUUGUCUCUGUUUUAUGAAGAUGGCAUUGAUAUGUUUUUUUUUCAGUUUUUUUUUUUAUUUAUGUUGUUGAGGUCCAUUGUGUGGUCAAUGGAAUGAUUUUUUGUUUUAUUGGCUUUUUUUUAAGUAUUUUUUUCCCCAUUUAUGUUUGUAUAUUUGGUUUUGUCCUUUUUUUUUUCUCUCUCUGUCUCUCUUUUCGUCUCUUUUUUUUUUCUUCUCUCUCUCUCUCUCUCUUUCCGUCUUUUCUGAUAUACACGUAAACUGUCUUCAUUUUGUUUCGUGCAGAAAGAUGAUCCUUGACGUUGCAAGAUAAGAUUUUUCGAAAUUUUCAAACGAGAGCGGAUCCCAAGCACAGGUUUAAGCCACAGGUUUUCCUUUUUUCUCUUCGUUUCUCUCUCUUUCUCUCUCUCCUUUCUUUCGUUUUUUCUGUAUAAGAACUUUCUUCUCUCUUGUAUUUUUUCUUGUCAAACACCUUUAUCCAGACACUUCGUUACUGUUAUUUUUUUUUUUUUUUUUAACCAUUGUCAUUGUAAACAGCAAAUGGGGAAAAAAUAUGUUUUUUAUCUCCUUUAUGUCCAAGUUUAUCAUGUUUCCUUUGUCUUUCUUCUCAGAUUUUUUUUUCAUAUCUCUAUUCUUUUAUUUCAUUUAUUGCUCUUAUGCUUACUUUUUUAUUUUCUUUAUUUUUCUUUCUUUAGAGUUUCCUCUCCCUUUCUUAAUUUUUUUCUCUCUUUUUAUUUCCUUUUUUUUUUUAUCUUCCUAUCUUCCAUUUCCUCUUCGCAAAGUGACCUCCAUUUCGUAGCAUGAAAGCGCACAGGAUAGCGACCCUUCACUAAACUGUCGAUUUUUUUUUUCGUAUCAUUUUUCCCUUUUUAUUUCGUAUUCCACAUCACUCGGGCCAAUAUUCCACCCCUUGCGGCUUCACUUCAGGACUUGAACGAUAAGAAAUGAAAUUGAGGAGUAAAGUAGAAAAAAAGGAAUUGUUAGUAGAACCCUGUUUUUUUUUUUUUUUUUUUUUUAUGUACCUUUCCUUUUUUUUAAAGUUUUGUCCUAUUUUUUUUUUUUUCGAAUAUUGGCCUAUAGGAUGUGAGCCUUGCAUUGAUCUGUCGUUUUUUUAUUAUUAAUUGUAUAAUAUUUAAGACAUAUUUUUUAUUCCUUUCCUCCUUUCUUUCUCUCUCUCUCUCUUUCUUUUAUUAAAUGUCCAUAUUCUUUGGUAUAGAUGUUACGUUUAUUUUAAUGUUUUUUUUUUCUUCUUCUCCGUAAGGUAAAUAAUAAUAUCUCGGUUAAUUUCGUAUAAUUCUUGAAUCCACAGCCAGGUAUGCCUUUGAAUGUUCCCGAACGAAAGCUUUUGGUACUCAUUUCAUAUCAAGGAGAUGAUUUUACUUUCUUUUCAUUUUUUUUUUUCGUUUGUUUUAUUGGUUUAUUUAAUAUUCUGCAUUUUUUUUUUUUUUUUUUUUUUUAGAGAGAGAGAAUCUGGUAAGCGCCAUUUUUUCCAUUUGUUAUUAUUAUUAUUAUUAUUAUUAUUUUUUUUUUUUUUUUUUUUUUUUGAUCGUGGCGUCACGUUUCGGCGUUUCGUUUCGUUUCUUCGUAAGUUUUGAUGAGAUAAACGAAAAAAGUGAACUUAACUGGAUUAUGCAAUUUCGUUAGCAAAAGAUUUUGUCACUCGCGUUGCUAAUUUUCAGUGUACUGGGAAAACCUCCAGUUUAUGUUAUGGAAUAUUUCGUAUGAUUAUUCAAACAAACGUUCAGGGCAAACAUCGUUCAUUAUCGUAAAGCAGUUCUUACGUCAGUAAAAAUUUAUAUUUCCACUUUGUGUAAAUAUAUAUACAUAUAUAUUCUGGGAUACAGUAGGUUGGCUAGGUUAAGUAUAUUGGAUGCAAACGUGGUUAGUCAGGCAAAAAACAAACAAAAAAAAAGAUUUUAAAGAAAAGAAGAAAACAUUUAAUGAAUGUUUAAUUUUUUAUUUUUACUUUUAUUUUUUUCAAAGAUACUAAAUUGUCUUGUUCAAUUCUCGCCUGGCUGAUGACGCGUGCACCGUUGUAGAAGUCUACGGGAUCACGACCACCAUUUCACUUACGACGGUGUUUUCGUUUUUUGAGUGGGGGGCGGUUUGGCGAUGCCCUCUCCCCCUCCCUCUCCCAUCUUGGCGUUUAUACCCAGAUUUUGAGCUCAUAUCAUACCAGAUUCUGCAAGAUAAAGGAAAUAUCGAAAGUGCAAUCAAUAUUUCUCGUAAUUUAAGAAACGCAAAUUAUUAGCAAAAUAAAACAAAUAAAGGUGCAAUUUGUGAAGUUUUCUUUUGGAGAAAAAAAAAAGAGAGUUAUAAGUCUAAUAUUUCUUCCUAUAAACGAAUUGCUUGUUCUUUAGUACAACCCAGAAAACGGUGAUGGUGUUAUUAAGUUGCAAUACGUUCAUGAAAGAGAUUUUGUAAAAUUUGUUAUUAAAGAAGUUCGCGAUUUAUAUGUUUUAAAGUAAAGUAAAAAAAAAAAAAGAAAAAAAAAGUUCGUCAUUUUCAAAUAAAAUCCUCUUUUAUUUACGUCAUUUGAGAGUGGAUUUUUCAGUGGACUUUUUUUUUUUUCAAUAUAAUUUUUCCCUCACAAAAGUGCAAACACUGAUUUCUAAAUUAACAUUAUUAUACCUUUUGGUUCUAGUAACAAAUUCAAGUAUUUCUUCUUGUUUAAAACUAUCCAUAUUGUUACUAUCAUUUCUAUUAUGAUUAUUAUUACCAAUGUUUUAUUAUUAUCAUUAUUAUAUUUAUUGCUAUUAUUCUUAUUUCUCUUAUGCGCUGCGGGCAUUAAUUAGUCACUCAGUUAUUUAAUAAACUGAAUAUCUAACGUUUUUGGUUCACGACAGCCAUGGUUUCGUUAGCCUAGGGUAGUUUGGUAAUAAUCUUUUUUUUAAUUUCCAUGUAAUGAUAAAGUGUAAAUUUUUUGGUUUCAACACAUUUAGGUAUUUGUAAUUAACAAGAUAUAUUUAGGACGUCAUUCUCUCCUGGUAUUGGUUUAAUGCAUAAUGUAGAGAAAGAGCUAAACUAGUGGAUUCUGAUUUAAUGAAUUCGAUGACGUCAUUAUCGACGAUGUCCUUCAGCUGCUUCCAUUUUAUGCCGAUGUUUUUUUUUUUUUUUUUUUUUUUUUUUUUUAAAGACUUUAGAUUGGGAUAAAAAAGGCCUUUGGUAGAUUUAAAAAAAAAAAAAAAAAAAAUCUUCGAAUGUUGGCUUCCCAAGUAAACACACACAAAUAACUAUUAAAAAAAAAAAAAAAAAAAAAAAAAAAUAUCCGGUGAUCCUGUUAUUGUAUUUUCUGCAACUUUGACAUUUCUUGUAAGUCUGUCUUUAGUUCGUUUGUGAUUCUUAAUGCAUCUUCCCCUCUGUCUGUUUUUGAGGGGGAGGCCGAUGUUUAUUACAAUAUAUGAGAUAUAUAA